This is a messenger RNA of Ipomoea nil (Japanese morning glory), 1452 nucleotides long. RefSeq names its product dof zinc finger protein DOF2.1-like. The record is from RefSeq and is a predicted model, not a curated record. Gene Ontology annotation, biological process: regulation of DNA-templated transcription. The transcript is spliced from 2 exons. The coding region runs from base 272 to 1126 and encodes 284 amino acids. Gene Ontology annotation, molecular function: DNA binding; DNA-binding transcription factor activity. Lineage: Eukaryota; Viridiplantae; Streptophyta; Magnoliopsida; Solanales; Convolvulaceae.
UCUACCCACAAUACACGCAUCCCCGUACACUUCUUCACCAAUUAUUAUACUCUCUCUCUCUCUCCCUGUGUCUCUCUGUCUAUAUAUGUCUGGGAUGCGUUUGUCACACACACCCUCUCCACCUUCACCCCCAGUUUGUUUUGUUUGUUUUAGCCUCUUAAGCUCACCCUUAUUUCCAUUCAUCCAAUCAAAACCUUAACUUCUCCGACUCCCUCUGUCUCCCUUUCCAUCCCCAGAAGUUUAACUCUUCACAACCAGAAUUGGUGCAUGGAUGGAUCCUUCUAGUGCACAGGAAAUGUCAUCACAAACACUAGAAAGCAUGUUGGGGUGCACAAAAGCACAGCAAGGGCAAGAGAAGAAGCCAAGGCCAGCUGAUGAGCAAGCACUAAAAUGCCCAAGGUGUGAAUCCACCAACACAAAGUUUUGCUAUUACAACAACUAUAGCCUGUCCCAGCCUAGGUACUUCUGCAAGUCAUGCCGCAGGUAUUGGACCAAAGGUGGGACCCUCCGCAACGUGCCGGUCGGGGGCGGCUGCCGGAAGAACAAGCGGUCAUCGUCCUCGGCUUCGUCGAGGAGCCGGAGCCAGGACCAGUCCUUGUGUUCCAGUCCCGUCCCGUUGCCAUCCCUGGCGGGCUUGCCUUACGAGGCUAGCGAUCUUAGCCUGGCAUUGGCUAGGCUACAAAAGCAAGCCAACCUAGGGGUAGGAGGGGAACAUGAGAUGGGUGGUAUAAUGUGUAAUCCCAAUAAUACCCCUUAUGACAUCCUCGGAAACCACCACCACCACGGCGGGUUUCUUGAAACGCCGGCGGCGAACGCAUCGUUCCAUAACCUGUACUCCUACGGGAACAUCAACGUGGAGAAUGGCGAAAUGGGGAUUCUUCCGUACGAGGAACACCACCUCGGCGGCGGCGCAGUGAAGCAAGAGAUGGGCAGUGCGAGAGAAGAAGGCGAGAUCAGCAACAGGGUUUUGUGGUCAUUUCCAUGGCAGCAAAUGGGAGGAGAUCAAGCAAAUAAUAACAUGGGUGAUCAGAUUGAUUCAAGCAAGCAGAAUUGGUAUGGGUAUGGGUAUGGGUUUGGGUCAUCUUCUUCUUCUUGGCAUGGACUUCUCAAUAGCCCUCUCAUGUAGAUUAUUGAUAAGUAGAAACUAGAAAGAAAUGAAUCUGCUGUGAUAGAUCUCUCUCUCUCAUCACCAAAUCUUUUCAUACAAUUUUUACUUCAUUAGAUAUCAUCUUCAGGCUUUCAAAGCUUAAUUAAUUUAAUGCUCUCUUUUCUGGGUUUUUUUUUUUUUGUAUCAAGAGAUUUGAAGUUCACCACCUGAAUCCUUUCUCAUCUCUUCUUAUUUCUUCUUUUUCUCCCCUCUUAAAUUUGGACUGUACUGUGUUUAUGUAGCUAGGCUUAGCUUGUUCUCCUCUACUGAUUAACAAACUAAUGAAAUUUUCAUAUUUUGACCUC